GGGUUCUGCUUAAUGUAUAAAAGGCUCGUCAGGAGAUCACAUCGCGUAUUACAGAGAACACUUUUGUGCCUCCAAUAUGAAGGUGCUAGUAAUCACACUGCUAUGCGCAUUAGCUAGCUGCGCGGCAGGAGGAUCCGUAGCGUGGCCUGGUGCCAUCGCAGUAUCCUCCCCCAUCCUGAAGACCAUCAUCCCAGGGGAGACAAAGACCACCGCUUAUUCCACAACACAAUACAUUAAUGCGGUGCCAACAUCGUAUGCUUUCGCUGCGCAGCCUCAGUUCGCAUAUCACGGAGUGCCACAAAUUAACAGCUUCGCGUCUCUACAACCAACAUAUUACCCCAUAGCGGCACACUCGUAUAUUCCGACUGCGAACGUCUUCUAUCCUUCUGCAGCUUCAUUUGCUCCAGUAAUAGCUCCUGGCUUCCCAUCAGCCCCCGCUUAUCCUAGCGCUCCUGAGACCAGUCCUUCUCCUGUUUACCCUGGUAGCUCACCAAGCCCACCCUCUUCUUCAUCUGGGGAUGCCGAUUCUGCCGUAAUAGAUUCUGCAGAUUAUAACGCUGAUCAGCAAAAGCAACAAGAACCAGCAUCAACUCCAGCUCCUCAACCUCCAGCUCCUGAACUUCCAGCACCUGAACCCACUCAACCAGCUCCGCAGUUCCCACCUUUCCCCCCUUCUAACACGUUCCCCAAUUUCCCUAAUUUCCCCCAACUGCCUCAAGAGUCUGGAGAAUCUCCCUCAUUUCCGCAACUUCCUCAGCUUCCUCAGCUUCCUCAGCUCCCAAUACCACAAUACCCAGACAACAUUUUCCUUCAGGGAACUUCCUCACCUCCCUCGAGCUUUCCUGGAGCCAACAACGAAGACAAAGGUCUAAAUGAUGCAGACACGGUAUCCGUAGAGUCUGCCUAAGACAUGUAUGCAAUUUAAAAAAAAUAUAUAAGUACAUUUUUGUGAUUA
Spodoptera litura is the source of this 955-nucleotide messenger RNA. RefSeq lists its product as uncharacterized. The record is from RefSeq and is a predicted model, not a curated record. Lineage: Eukaryota; Metazoa; Arthropoda; Insecta; Lepidoptera; Noctuidae.